CGGUCCCACGAGAUCAACAGUGUUUCAGUUUACAAUAUAUGAUGGUUAUCCUUUACUGAAAGCCUUUGACAGAGCAAACGCAGGCAAACUGAGUUAUAAUAUGUGCAGAUAUGUGCAGUAUGUGAGUGACGGAUUAAUACUUGCCUCAACUGCCGCUUUUACAUGGUACAAGUUACAACAGCGGGACUUUUAAACCGGCGUCGCUCAAACAUCCUGCCAGCAUAACAGCACAGAGACCCAAAGGAGUCACGACAUUCCCAGGUUUUCUCUCAGUGGCAGAUCAAGCUGAAAAAAAUGGAUCGGCUGAAACAGAUGGAUGAUGACUCCAUGUAUAAUAUGAGUGAGAGGAGAGAAUAUUCUUUUCCCCCACCUUUGCCCUUGGAUUGUAAUACUGAAACCUCAGAACUCUAUCAAAUCGCCUUAAGGCACAGCAGUUACCCGCCCAUUCUUAUUACCAACUCGCGGACUCUGGCAGUUCCUUACAAAGAGCUGCGUUACCACCGAACCCCCAGUGAGUCUGUCGGAAACAACUUUAGCCCUACGGCCAAAGAUUUGAAAAUUAAUCAGCUUCGGCACAGACACACUCGCCAUCAAUCUUUGGCAAAACCAGCAGGGCCUUCACCAACACCACCUGGAACAAGGAAAGUGGUAACCAAGAGGACCAGGGAUACAUCAAGCCCUAGGCCUAGAACCUUACCCAGACCCAGCAGCCAGCCCAUGAGUCCUGAAGAACAACUGGAUAUAAUGCUCAGGGAAGAGAUGAAGAUGAGGGCCACUCAGGCACAACCUAAUGACACAGACAUGGAAAGGUAUAUGUACUACAUCAACUCUGUUCCUAGCUCAGUGAUAGCCCCCCAGCCACACAAGCAGAUGAUCAACAUCAUGAAACUGCUGCCUCCAAAGAAUGAGAAUAGUAAACAGCUCCAGAGUUUGAGGGCUGACAUGGAAGAGGAGGUCAAAAGAGAUUAUUGCUUCAGCCUCAAGAAGAGCAUUGUGGACUACAUUCUCAUGGACCCAUCUGAGCUCCAUCGACUGUCUAUAAGCAGUGUCCCCCAGCCGUUUCCCAAGAGGGUGAUUCGUGCGCCAGUGCCCUGGGGCACCAGCUACAGGGAUGCCCACACAUGGCAAAGCCAGCAUCUGUUUGCCGUCACUCAUAUUAUGUUCCUACUGCAGAACAUGUGGCUAAACAGCUUUUCUUCCUUGAGAUUUGUCAAACUGGAGGACCUUUUCUCCACCAACCUCCCCCUCCUACCAUCUGAGUUUGAAGAGUUUGUCCAAAGACAGUGCCAAAGUACAAGAGACGAAUUGAUUCAAAAGUGGCUGCCUCAGUGUGCAUCACUCUUUCUAAACUUUGAGGACCUGUGGUUGCCCCUCAUACCAAAGAGCGAGGCGGUGGCUUCAGUUAUUGUCCAGGAGUUCUUCAACUGUGUAGCUGCUCUCAUGACACUGCAGCUCCGGAGCCUGGUCGUAUCAUCAUUGCAGGAUUUCUUGAAAUACUUUGAGAUACACGAGGAGGGUAAUGACUUUGGAGAGGAGUUUAGUGAGAUUAAAUAUGUUCAGCGUCAGGUGCUGCUGGUUAAGCUACAAGUGAACGAGUCACACGUUGACUUUAUUCCCAGCCUCUGGGAAUGUUGGGAGGUCAUUCACAGGGCCUUCAUGGAAAUCAUUAAGAGUGCUGAGAAGCUCCCUAGGGUGGAAUGUCACCUACUUCCAGCUAUCAAAAAUCUGUACCUUCGCACCGUUAGGCCUGAUGAGUCACUGGUUACAGACAUAAUCAACAGUGCCAGGGAUGUUUUCCACAAGAACACAGUGGGACCCAAAAAGUAUUUGAAUAUAUAUCAAAAGUACAUCCAUCUAAUGGACAAUACCGCAAAGCAAGACGUAUCAGCAUUCCUCAGAGAGAAGCACUCAUUGGAAGGAUUUACUAAGAAAAUUGAAAGCAUUGAUCAACAGAGGAAGGAGAUAGCCUUACUGUGUGUCACCGUACCUCUGUCCAUGUUUUGUCUGUAUGCUGGCAACCUGAAUGAUGACCUGUGUGACCGUGCUGAGAGACUGAAAGAAAGGGUCAUCAUCUUUAAAGUGGAAGAGAACCGUGAGCUUAACAAGGGGAUCUGUAAAAAGUAUGAGGACAUUACAAACACUGUCAGAGGCACCCCAAAAACUACAGAAGAGUUGGUGUCUCUUAAACAGUACCUUAAAAACACCAGGGAUGUCACCAUUCACAAGCUCAUAGAUGAGGUUGAUGAGGCAACCUACCGUCUCAGCUUCCUCUUGGAUUAUGCCGCUCUGACUUCUGAUGACAUGAGGCUGAACUCCAGUGUUUUCCUGUGGCCCAAUGAGAUCUUGACUGAGCUUGAAAACAGCAACGCACAUCUAGACAUCAUCAGAAAACAGGCUGAGGACCGCCUCCAGACAAGGGUCUUCAACUUUAAUCUGAGGCUGCAGUCUGUGGGAAAAGAGAUUCAGGCUUUUAAGAAAAAGGAAACGAUGAGCAUGGAGGAGAUAAAGAAUAAUGUGAGAAAUCUUGCUCAGAUCUCUGACAACCUGGAGGAUGCUGUGACUGAGCUGGAGUAUAUCAACAAAGAGCAGACUUUACUAGAUAUGGAGCGGAGUGAGUACCAAAUACUUCAAACUCUGAUAGCUGAUAAACAGCCAUAUGAACAGCUCUGGAACACAGCGCUGAACUUUAAGAGCAUGUCUGAAGUCUGGAUGAAUGGUCCUUUUAUGCAACUGAACGCUGAGAAAAUCUCAGAAGAGCUGGACAUCAUGUGGAAGACAAUGUAUAAACUGAUAAAGACCUUCUCAAAUCUUCCCGGGCCUUGUCAUGUGGCCAGAACCUUCAAGGCGAACAUAGACAAGUUCAAGCAGCAUGUGCCUAUUCUGACAACCAUUUGUAACCCUGGCAUGAAAGAUCGCCACUGGGAGAAGAUUAGCAGCAUUGCAGGUAUUGAGGUGAAACCUGAUGCAGAAACCUCACUGCUGAACAUGCUGGACCUGGGUCUGUCCAGGUUCUCACAUAAGUUGGAAGAGAUUGGUGCAGCAGCCAGUAAGGAGUACUCUCUGGAAAAAUCAUUGGAGAAGAUGCAACAAGAAUGGGCCAACCUGCGGUUCUCUUUUACUGCAUACAGAGAUACAGCUACCAAAAUUGUAUCAGCUGUGGAUGACAUCCAAGUCCUUCUGGAUGACCAUAUUAUUAAGAUGCAGACCAUGCGAGGUUCACCUUUCAUUAAGCCAAUAGAGACUGAAUGUAAGCAAUUGGAGGACAAGCUGUUGAAAAUGCAGGACAUCCUAGAUGCCAUGUUGAAGUGUCAGGCUACGUGGCUCUACCUUGAACCCAUCUUCAGCUCCGAGGACAUCAUUGCCCAGAUGCCUGAGGAGGGCCGCAAGUUUGCCAUUGUGGACGGCUACUGGAAGAAUAUCAUGGCUGAGGCGGUUAAGGAUGCGCAUGUGUUAGUGGCUACAGGCCAGCCCAACAUGCUGGAACAGUUGCAGGAGUCCAAUGUGUUCCUGGAUGAGAUUCAAAAAGGCCUCAAUACCUAUCUGGAAAAGAAGAGGCUCUAUUUCCCAAGAUUCUUCUUCCUGUCAAACGAUGAGCUCCUGGAGAUUCUGUCACAGACCAAAGACCCCCUGUGUGUCCAACCCCACUUGAAGAAGUGUUUUGAAGGCAUUGCAAAGCUAGAGUUUACAGAGGACAUGGCGAUUACUGGCAUGAUCAGCUCUGAAAAGGAGAUGGUGCCCAUGACAGAGAAGAUUUAUCCAGCUCAAGCCAAGGGCAUGGUAGAGAAAUGGUUGCUGCAGGUGGAGAACCUGAUGCUCAGGAGUGUUCGACAUGUCAUCCAUCAAGGAGUCAUUAAGUAUGCUGAGGUGCCCCGGAAAAAGUGGGUGCUACAGUGGCCCGGCCAAGUUGUUAUUUGUGCCUCUUCUAUCUAUUGGACCAGUGAAGUGUCUGAAGCCAUCCAGACCAACUCUCUGCCUGCCUAUGUGAAGAAGUGCAAUGCCCAGAUUGCUGACAUUGUGGAGCUGGUGCGUGGGAAGCUGCCUGGAGGGGCAAGGAUGACCCUUGGCGCUCUUACUGUGAUUGAUGUUCAUGCUCGAGAUGUUGUUGCAAAACUUGCAGAGGACAAUAUCUCAUCACUAAAUGACUUUGCGUGGAUUUCUCAGUUGCGUUACUUUUGGGAGGAUGGAGAAGUGAUGCUGCGGAUGAUUACCACCUGUUUGAAAUAUGGCUAUGAAUAUCUGGGCAAUUCCCCUCGUCUGGUCAUCACACCACUUACUGAUCGCUGCUAUAGGACCCUUAUGGGGGCUUUGAAGUUGAACUUAGGUGGGGCUCCUGAGGGUCCUGCAGGAACUGGCAAGACUGAGACCACAAAAGAUCUGGCAAAAGCUUUGGCUAAACAGUGCGUGGUGUUCAACUGCUCAGAUGGUCUGGACUACAAGGCCAUGAGUAAGUUCUUCAAAGGACUUGCUCAGUCAGGAGCUUGGGCUUGCUUCGAUGAGUUCAAUCGUAUAGAGGUGGAGGUGCUUUCUGUGGUGGCUCAGCAGAUUCUGUGCAUACAACAGGCGAUUGCCAAGAAUCUGAAAACUUUUAUUUUCGAGGGAACGGAGCUUUCUCUAAACCCAACCUGUUCUGUCUUUAUCACCAUGAACCCUGGUUAUGCUGGCAGGGCUGAGCUUCCUGACAACCUAAAGGCUCUUUUCCGUACAGUGGCUAUGAUGGUUCCAGACUAUGGUCUCAUUGGUGAAAUCUCACUAUAUUCUAUGGGCUUCAUUGAAUCUCGAAGCUUGGCCCAGAAGAUCGUGGCCACCUACCGUUUGUGCUCUGAGCAGCUGUCUUCUCAGCACCACUAUGACUACGGUAUGCGAGCUGUGAAAUCUGUCUUGACUGCAGCAGGGAACCUGAAGCUGAAGUAUCCUAAAGAGAAUGAGAGCGUGCUGUUGCUUAGAGCGCUGAUGGACGUCAACAUGGCCAAGUUUCUGGCACAGGAUGUGCCAUUGUUUCAGGGCAUCAUCUCUGAUUUAUUUCCUGGAGUUGUCCUUCCAAAACCAGACUAUGACCUCCUCCUCAAAGCAAUCAGUGACAACAUUACUAAGCUUAACCUCCAGCCUGUCCCAUGGUUCAUUAACAAAAUCAUCCAGGUGUAUGAGAUGAUGUUGGUGCGUCAUGGCUUCAUGAUAGUUGGAGAUCCUUUAGGAGGAAAGACUUCUGCCUAUAAAGUUCUUGCUGCUGCCCUUGGAGAUCUUUACAAUGCCAAGCUGAUGGAUGAGUUUGCAGUGAAUUACUGCAUCAUCAACCCCAAAGCCAUAACCAUGGGCCAACUGUAUGGUUGCUUCGAUCCUGUCAGCCAUGAGUGGUCUGAUGGUGUGCUGGCCACCUCCUUCAGGGAUCAGGCUAUCUCCACCUCAGAAGAACGACAGUGGAUCAUUUUUGAUGGGCCAAUUGAUGCAGUGUGGAUUGAGAACAUGAAUACUGUGCUGGAUGACAACAAGAAGCUUUGUCUGAUGAGUGGUGAGAUCAUCCAGAUGAGUCCAAAGAUGAGUCUGAUCUUUGAACCUGCUGACUUGGAGCAAGCCUCUCCAGCUACUGUCAGCAGGUGUGGUAUGAUCUACAUGGAACCUCACCAACUGGGCUGGUCUCCUCUAAGAGAUUCCUAUAUGAACACACUGCCUGAAAGCCUGAGUACUGAACACACAGAGCUGAUCAUGGACCUGUUUGAUUGGUUAGUUCAGCCAUGUCUAGACUUUAUAGAUAGAGAAUGUCACUUUGUGGUGCAGACAUCUCCCAUCCACUUGGCACAAAGCCUAAUGAAGCUGUUUUCCUGCCUGAUGGAUGAAAUUUCUGCAUCAGAAACCACACAGAAUAUGUCCAGCCAGCAGAGAACCAUGUGGCUGCAGGGUCUUUUCCUAUUUGCUGUGGUAUGGUCUCUUGGUGGUACCAUAACUGGAGAAAGUUGCAAGAAGUUUGAUGUCUUCUACCGCAAACUGAUCAUGGACAUGGAUGAUGAGUACCCUCGCCCCAAAACCAUCAAGCUCAAAAAGAACAACAUCUUUCCUGAGAGAGGCACUGUCUAUGACUAUUAUUUCCAUAAAGAAGGACAGGGACAAUGGAAUAUCUGGACUGAUUCAGUUUCAAGGGAAGAGAACAUCAUAUCAGCUGGAGCCAACGUGUCAGACCUCAUCAUUCCCACCAUGGCGACAGCACGUCAGCUUUUUUUCCUGCGCACCUACCUGGCACAUGAAAUACCCAUGAUGUUUGUAGGACCCACUGGCACUGGCAAGUCUGUCAUCAGCAAAAGUUUCUUGGUAAAGCUGCCCAAGGAGCAGUACAUACCAAACUGCAUCAACUUCUCAGCUCGUACCUCUGCAAAUCAGACCCAAGACAUUAUUAUGGCAAAGCUGGACAGAAGAAGAAAAGGCGUGUUUGGACCACCCGUGGGAAAGAAGUGUGUCGUCUUUGUUGAUGAUCUGAACAUGCCAGCUAAAGAAAUCUAUGGUGCCCAGCCACCAAUUGAGCUGUUAAGACAGUGGAUUGACCACCAGCACUGGUAUGACAAGAAAGACACCUCCAGGUUGAACAUAGUGGAUGUGCUAUUUAUGUCUGCAAUGGGACCUCCUGGUGGUGGGAAAAAUAAAAUCACAGGUCGUUUCACUCGUCACUUGAAUGUCAUCUCAAUUGAUUCCUUUGAUGAUGAAACACUGACGAAAAUAUUCAGCUCCAUUUGUGACUGGCACUUCAGCAAAGGCUUUGAGCCAUCUUUCUACAGGCUAGGCAAGAUCAUGGUCCAAGCCACCAUGGCUGUCUAUAAAGACACCAUGGUUAGCUUCCUUCCUACGCCCUCGAAGUCUCACUACAUCUUCAACUUGCGAGACUUUGCCCGAGUUAUACAAGGUGUACUCUUGGCUCCAUACACAAGCAUGAAGGAUGAAGACAAACUGAUCCGUCUGUGGAUUCAUGAGGUUUACCGCGUUUUCUAUGACCGACUUAUUGAUGAUGAAGACAAGGAAACAUUUUUUAACAUCGUCAAAGACAAAACUUCAAACUUCUUUAAGAAAAGUUUGGACAAGCUCCUGAACCAUCUCAGCCUAGGUGGAAAGGUUGUUGAUGAGAGCAUCCGUAGCUUGUUCUUUGGUGACUAUGCCAAUUCUGAUUCUGACACUAGGGACUAUGAUGAAAUCACAGACUUUCAUGCCUUGCAAGAAGUAAUGGAGUUCUACCUGGAUGAGUACAACAGCUGCAGCAAGACACCCAUGCCUCUUGUGAUGUUCAAGUUUGCUAUUGAGCACAUUUCUCGCAUCUGCCGUGUACUUAAACAACACAACGGCCACCUUUUACUUGUUGGUAUUGGAGGCUCAGGACGCCAAAGUGCCACAAAGCUGGGCACCUUUAUCAAUGAUUAUGUCCUGUUCCAGAUUGAGCUGACCAAGAACUACAGCAUGUCAGACUGGCGUGAUGACCUGAAGCAGAUGAUGCUUAAAGCAGGCAUUGAGGGAAAGAAUCUUGUGUUUCUGUUCAGUGACAGCCAAAUCAAAGAUGAGGCCAUGCUGGAGGACAUUGACAUGCUGCUUAACACGGGCGAUGUGCCUAACAUCUUUGCUGCUGAUGAACGUGCUGAUAUAAUAGAGAAAGCACAGGGUAUCGCACGGGUUGAAGGCAGAAAGAUCGAUGUUACCCCACUCUCAAUGUAUAACUUCUUCAUUGACCGUGUGAAAGCCAACCUUCAUAUUGUGCUAGCCAUGAGUCCCAUCGGUGAUGCAUUCAGGAACCGUCUCAGGAUGUUCCCUUCCCUUAUUAACUGCUGCACUAUUGACUGGUUUCAUGCAUGGCCAAAUGAUGCCCUGGAAAUGGUGGCCCACAAGUUCCUUGGAGAUGUGCAAAUGGAGAGUGACAUUAAACUGGAGGUGGUGGAGAUGUGCAAGAUGUUCCAGACAAACGUUAGGGAUAUGUCUCAAAGGUACUUCUCCAGAUUAAGGAGACACAACUAUGUAACACCCACCUCCUACCUUGAACUCAUUCUUACCUUCAAGAAUCUGCUCAAUGUUAAGAGGAAUGAAGUGAAUACAGCAAGGAACCGCUAUGUUAUUGGUCUUCAGAAACUGGACUUUGCUGCAUCUCAGGUAUCAGUGAUGCAGCAGGAGCUGACAGCCUUGCAGCCAGAGCUCAUCCAGACCUCAGCAGAGACAGAUAAGAUGAUGAUUAAGAUAGAGGGAGAAACAGUGGUGGUAGAUGCUAAGAAAGAACUUGUGUCUGCAGAUGAGAAAGUGGCUAAUGAGGCAGCAGCUACAGCCAAAGCCAUUAAGGAUGAAUGUGAGGGAGACUUGGCAGAAGCUAUGCCCGCAUUGGAGGCAGCCUUGUUAGCCCUGGACACAUUGAAGCCUUCCGACAUUACGGUGGUUAAGUCCAUGCAGAAUCCACCAGGUCCAGUCAAACUAGUGAUGGAGUCCAUUUGCGUCAUGAAGGGCAUCAAACCUGAGAGAAAACCUGAUCCCAGUGGCUCAGGUAAGAUGAUUGAAGACUUCUGGGGCCCCUCUAAGAAGCUUCUUGGAGACCUGAAAUUUUUGGAAAGUCUCAAAGCCUAUGACAAAGAUAAUAUUCCUGCUCCAUACAUCAAGAAGAUCCGAGAUAAGUUUAUUGACCACCCAGACUUUCAGCCUCCUGUAAUCAAAAAUGUGUCUUCUGCUUGUGAGGGUCUGUGCAAAUGGGUCAGGGCAAUGGAGGUUUAUGAGCGUGUAGCCAAGGUUGUAGCUCCAAAGAAGGAAAGACUAAAGCUAGCUGAGCGUGAGCUGGCUGUGCAGAUGGAAAAGCUGUCUGUGAAAAGAGCUGAGCUGAAAAAAGUGGAGGACAGUCUGCAAAGCCUGAAUGACAACUUGGCGGCCAUGAUUAAAAAGAAGAAAGAGCUGGAGGACAACAUUAAAUUGUGUUCUCAGAAACUGAUCAGGGCAGAGAAACUGAUUGGAGGACUUGGUGGGGAGAAGGAUAGGUGGACAGAGGCUGCACAGCAGCUAAAGAUGAGAUACACCAAUCUGACAGGUGACAUACUCCUCUCCUCUGGCAUUGUGUCUUACCUUGGGGCUUUUACAGUAGAUUAUCGAGUAGAAUGCCUGGAACAGUGGCGCAUUGUGUCCAAAGAAAAGAAAAUCCCCUGCUCUGAGGACUUCACCCUCAGUAACACUCUGGGUAACCAGGUGGCCAUCAGGGCAUGGCAGAUUGCGGGACUGCCAGUGGACUCCUUCUCCACAAACAAUGGCAUUGUUGUAUUUAACUCCCGUCGGUGGCCACUAAUGAUUGAUCCCCAAGGUCAAGCCAACAAGUGGAUCAAGAACAUGGAGAAGGCUAAUAAGCUAGCUGUCAUUAAACUUUCAGAUCCAAACUACGUGAGAAUCUUAGAGAACUGCAUCCAGUUUGGAAAUCCAGUUCUUCUGGAAAAUGUUGGAGAAGAACUUGAUCCAGUGCUUGACCCUGUGUUGCUGAAGCAGACCUUCAAACAGCAGGGUGUAGAGUACAUGAAAAUAGGGGAGAAUGUUGUGGAAUAUUCUAAAGACUUUUUGUUCUACAUGACCACUGGACUGAGGAACCCUCAUUAUCUCCCUGAAGUGUCUGUGAAAGUCUGUCUGCUGAACUUUAUGAUCACUCCACAAGGCUUACAGGACCAGCUUUUAGGGCUUGUAGCAGCCAAAGAGAAACCUGAACUGGAGGAGAAAAAGAACCAACUCAUUCUGGAGAGUGCUGCCAACAACAAGCAGCUGAAGGAAAUUGAAGAUAAAAUCUUAGAAGUGCUUUCGUCUUCUGAAGGGAACAUUCUGGAGGAUGAGACUGCUAUAAAGAUCUUAUCAUCCUCCAAAAUUCUUUCGGAAGAGAUCUCCGAGAAGCAAAGAAUCGCCAGUGUCACUGAGAAAGAGAUUGAUGACACUUGCAUGGGUUACCGUCCUGUGGCUGAGCACUCAUCCAUCUUGUUUUUCUGUGUCACAGAACUGGCCAACAUUGAACCUAUGUACCAGUACUCCCUGACCUGGUUCAUCAACCUCUAUCUUUGUUCCAUUGCUGAUAGUGUAAAGAGUGAUGAUGUGGCUGAAAGAAUCACAAACAUUGUUGAGCACUUUACCCUCAGCAUCUACAAUAACGUCUGCCGCUCUCUUUUUGAGAAGGAUAAGUUGCUCUUCUCCCUUCUCCUCACUGUAGGCAUCUUGCAGGGUAAGAACAAGGUAGAUGAUCAAGUCUGGCGCUUUCUCCUAACUGGUGGCAUUGCAUUGGAUAAUCCUUAUCCUAAUCCUGCUCCAGAGUGGCUGUCUGAAAAAUCUUGGUCUGAGAUUGUCAGAGCCUCUAAGCUUCCAAACCUAAAUAGGUUCUAUGAACAUGUCCAAGCUAACAUCACCAAAUGGAAAAGCCUUUAUGAUUCAGGAAGGCCCCAUGAAGAUCAGUUGCCUGACCAGUGGAGUAAGUUGGGUGGACUGGAUCGACUGGUCGUGAUCAGAUGCUUCAGGCCAGAUAAACUGGUUCCAGCAGUGCAGGAUUUCAUAGUGAAUAACAUGGGACAAGCUUACAUUGAACCCCCUACUUUUGACUUGGAAGGGAGCUACAAAGACUCAAACUGCUGCUCACCUCUCAUCUUUGUGUUGUCACCGGGAUCUGAUCCAACUGCAGGUCUGCUGAAAUUUGCUGAUGACCUUGAUAUGGGGGGCAGUAAGACCAAAACCAUCUCCCUUGGUCAAGGCCAGGGACCCAUAGCAGCUCAAAUGAUUGAAAAAGCCAUUGAGGAGGGCACCUGGAUGGUACUGCAGAACUGUCAUCUGGCCACCAGCUGGAUGCCCACUUUAGAGCGGAUCUGUGAGGAAACCAUCACCCCAGAGAACACACACCACAGCUUUAGGUUAUGGUUAACCAGUUACCCAUCUGACAAAUUCCCAGUCAGUAUCCUGCAGAAUGGGCUGAAAAUGACCAAUGAGCCUCCUAAAGGAAUUAAAGCCAACCUGCUGCGCUCCUACCGGAGUCACCCCAUCUCUGACCCUGAAUUUUUUGAAGGCUCCAAGAAACAGGUCAUUUGGCAGAAGCUCCUGUUUGGUCUCACCUUCUUCCAUGCUCUGGUGCAGGAGAGGCGGACCUUUGGGCCACUGGGUUGGAAUAUUCCCUAUGAGUUUAAUGAGUCAGACCUGGGAAUUAGCCUUAGGCAGAUCCAGAUGUUCCUCAGUGAGUAUGAAGAGGUUCCUCUGGAGGCCCUCACAUAUCUUACAGGCGAGUGCAACUAUGGUGGCAGGGUGACGGAUGACAAAGACAGACGUCUGCUGUUGUCACUUCUGUCCAUCUUCUACAGUUGGGAGGUCAUAGAGCAGGAAUGCUACAAGCUGUGUGAAGGAGAUCUGUAUUAUGUUCCUCCUCAUGGCCCCUAUGAGACUUAUGUUGACUACAUUCGAAGCCUGCCAAUUUCUGCUGAUCCCUGUGUGUUCGGACUUCAUAGCAAUGCAGACAUCACCAAGGAUAAUCAAGAGACCAAUCAGCUGCUGGAAGGAGUAUUGCUGACUCUUCCCAGGCAGUCGGGUGGGGGGGUUAAGUCUCCUGAGGACGUCGUAGACAAGCUUGCAGAGCACAUCUUGUCUAAGCUGCCAGCAGACUUUGACAUACAAAUGGUGAUGGAUAAAUACCCAGUCAAGUAUGAAGAGUCUAUGAAUACCGUUUUGAGGCAGGAAGUCAUCCGAUUUAACAGACUCACAGAUGUGGUGCGUGUCAGCCUGGUAAACAUCCGAAAAGCUUUGAAGGGCCAGAUUGUUAUGUCUUCUGAACUUGAGAACAUCUUUAACAGCAUGCUGGUGGGCAAGGUGCCCGCUAUGUGGGCGGCCAAGUCGUACCCAUCUCUCAAGCCCAUGGGGAGCUACGUGACUGAUCUGUUAGCCAGGCUACAGUUUCUGCAAGUAAGAUUUAUGAUUGCUGUGGGUCACAUAGACCUUGACCACAUUUGGAACAUGACAGCCAAAAUGAAUGUAGCGCAUACUAAGGAGUUCAGCAGCAUAAAUUGGAUAGAUAAGGGCCCACCUACAGUCUUCUGGCUCUCCGGCUUCUACUUCACCCAGUCUUUUCUUACUGGAGUAUCUCAGAAUUUUGCCAGGAAGUAUACCAUCCCUAUUGACUACAUUGGUUUUGAAUUUGAGGUAACUAAGGAGGAGUCACACAUGGAUGAAAAGCCAGAAGACGGAGCUUAUAUCAGGGGUCUGUUCAUGGAGGGGGCGCGCUGGGACAGGCAGAACAUGGUCAUUGGAGAGUCUCUCCCCAAGAUUCUGUUUGACUCUUUGCCCAUCAUUAAGCUCAAACCAGGAGAAAUGGAAACGUUUCAACAUGAAAACAUAUAUGUGUGUCCCCUUUACAAAACCAGCGCCCGUCGGGGGACCUUGUCCACCACUGGACACUCUACCAACUACGUAAUCUCCAUGGAGUUGCCAUCUGACAAGCCACAAAAACACUGGAUUAAUCGUGGGGUGGCGUGCAUCUGUCAGCUGAAUGACUAAGAAUUAGCAUCCAGGAUUUCUUCCUUAGAAUUAGACUAAAAUUGAAGCCUUUAUAAUACAUGUAUAUGCCAAAUAAACUUGUGUGUUUGCAUGAUUUUUCUGUUGAGGCCGGCAGUUUUAGCUUGUAUUGCUUUGACUCCAAACAUAUUGUACAACUGAAACAAAAGAAGAAAAAAAAUUGGGCAUCAUAUUCAUUGUAUAAUUUGUAUUAGAUGGUGCCAUACAGUCUGACAUCCUAACAGAAGCAACAUUUAGCAGGAUUUGGGGGGGUUGAAGUUCGGAACAACCUAAAUUGGCUCUUAUGUCCAUUGUUAGAGCUGGCUGGUUAUAGCAAUGACUAAAAGUCACAGUGUCCCAGGACAAUAGUCUCUUAUGGUUUUAGGCUAAACACCAUUCUUAAUAUAAACAAUUUUCCUCUGUGGAUGUAUAGAAUUAAAAAGAAAAACAAAUGAGGCACUAUUUAUGAAUAGAGAUUAAGAGCUGUUAUGGUGCAGAUUGGUGCAAUAUGAUGUACUUUAAAACUGUUUUUAUUUUUCCAGAAUGGGUGGUGGUUUAAGAUUAACUUCUUUCUUGUAAAGCCAACAUACUGUCACAAAAACUGAACGGUAUCAUUGCUAUUUCCAUGUGUU
Archocentrus centrarchus (flier cichlid) is the source of this 13118-nucleotide messenger RNA. It is a transcript of the gene dnah3, whose product is annotated as dynein axonemal heavy chain 3. Lineage: Eukaryota; Metazoa; Chordata; Actinopteri; Cichliformes; Cichlidae. The transcript is spliced from 63 exons. The record is from RefSeq and is a predicted model, not a curated record. Bases 295 to 12489 code for a protein of 4064 amino acids. Gene Ontology annotation, biological process: microtubule-based movement. Gene Ontology annotation, cellular component: dynein complex. Gene Ontology annotation, molecular function: ATP hydrolysis activity; minus-end-directed microtubule motor activity; dynein intermediate chain binding.